AUGACUUCGUACACAGACAAAGGCAAGAAACCAGCAGAUGGAAGGUUUUUGGCGUUCGACCACCUUACUUUCUGGGUUUCAAACGCUAAGCAGGCGGCCAGCUACUACGUCAGCCGUUUCGGGUUCGAGCCGCUCGCCUACAAAGGUCUGGAGACUGGUUCUAGAAAGAUCGCUGCGCACGCCGUCAGGUUAAACAAGAUCGUGUUCGUCUUCCAAGCGCAGUACGAGCCGGAGGAGUCGGCGCUGGUGAAACAGGUCGCGUACCACGGCGACUUCGUGAAGGACGUCGCCUUCGAGGUGGAGAAUCUGGACUACAUACUGGACUACGCGAAGAGACAGGGCGCGGUAGUCGUUAAGGAUCUAUGGGAGGAGAGAGACGAACUGGGCGUCGUGAGAUUGGCCACUCUGAAAACGUAUGGCGACAACACGCACACACUUGUAGACCGAUCAAACUAUAGGGGGUCUUUUCUACCCGGCUACGUACCACUUAGCCAGGACCCCAUAAAUAAGUAUUUGCCCAAAGUGGAGAUCAAUUUCAUCGAUCACGUUGUCGGUAACCAGCCCGACCAGGGGAUGGAGGAAGCCGCAUCGUGGUACGAACGCUGUUUGCAGUUCCACAGAUUCUGGUCGGUCGACGACAAGCAGGUCUGCACCGAGUACUCGGCUCUGCGGUCCAUCGUGAUGGCCAACUGGGAGGAGACGGUGAAGGUGCCGAUCAACGAGCCGGCCCCUGGGAAGAGGAAGAGCCAGAUCCAGGAGUACGUGGAGUACCACGGGGGAGCGGGCGUCCAGCACAUCGCCAUCAACACCGAAGACAUCAUAACGGCGAUCGAGAAUCUUCGCGCGCGCGGCGUUGAAUUCCUCAGCAUCCCAUCGAAGUACUACAAGAUCAUUAGGGAGCAGCUGCAGCACAGCAAAGUGCGUGUCGCCGAAAGCAUCGACGUGCUGGAGCGUCUCAACAUUCUAAUAGACUACGACGACAACGGCUAUCUACUGCAGAUCUUCACGAAGAACACUCAAGACAGGCCAACGUUGUUUCUGGAGGUGAUUCAGAGGCGGAACCACAAUGGCUUCGGAGCUGGCAACUUUAAAACACUCUUCGAAUCCAUUGAACUGGAACAAGAAAAACGCGGUAACCUU
Molecule: messenger RNA, 1140 nt
Organism: Iphiclides podalirius (scarce swallowtail)
Lineage: Eukaryota; Metazoa; Arthropoda; Insecta; Lepidoptera; Papilionidae
Source: the annotation of a GenBank genome assembly